This is a messenger RNA of Chara braunii, 4354 nucleotides long. The record is from the annotation of a GenBank genome assembly. NCBI's taxonomy places the organism in Eukaryota, Viridiplantae, Streptophyta, Charophyceae, Charales, Characeae.
CGGGAUUGGAGGCACUGCCAGAAGGAGGUGGCGGAUUUGAAAGCCUGCUAUGCUGCCGCGACACAAGGACGACAUGCAUCUCCGCUUUCCUCCUCGUCUGGGCCGCCAUCAUCACCUUCUUCCUCCCUAUCACCCUCCUCUUCCUGAGAACGACACGUGGCCUAAGCGUCGGCACAGGCCGUCGUGCGGGAGAGAAGGGAGAGAAGGGAGAGAAGGGAGAGAGAGACGAGGAACGAGAAGAAGAAGGGCAUACUCCCUCCACGAGCUUCGCUACUAUAUCAGGUCGCAAUGUGCGAUACGAGGUAGGUUACAGCGCAGACAGUUAUUCCUUGCUUGUGUAUGCGUGCUGCCGGCGUUUAAACCCUAAACCCAUCUUUCACCAGGAUUAUCCUGACUGAAUGGUGACUGGGAAUGCGGUCCGAUUCCUGUUGGAUAAUGCUGGUCUGAGAUCGGCCUAAGGAAGCGCGGAACAAGCGGACGACACCAGCGAGACGUUGGCAGCAACACCCUGCGGCAUCACGAUCACCAUCAAUCAUCACCAUCAAUCAUCAUCAUCAUCAUCAUCGUCAUCGUCAUCAUCAUCUUCAUCAUCAGCAGUAGUUUUGACAACGCUGGAGAAGAUGAGCUUCAAGUAUCCACACUCGACAUCGAGGAAGACGUGGAAAAGGGGGUUGCCACCGAAUUGAAAGGCGUGUUGAUCUUGAUCAGCGCAGUAAGCAUUUGGCCGAUCGAGAUUCAUAGAGCCAUAUAUGUCUUAGGACUGUAGAAGAAUGGAGGCGACUGACGAACCGUUGUCGUCGCAUUGCGAUCCCGAUGGUGGUCAUGUGGAUGGUGCUGCUAGGAGACCUACCGGGGUGUUGCAAGACGAAUACGACAUUGUCGAUAUCGAAGCAGGGGAGGCGCAUACCAUGGUUCUCACAGCCAGUGGGCAUGUAUUUGCAUGGGGAAGGGGAAUGUUCGGUCGGUUGGGGUUGGGUGCAGAUGCUGACAAAAGCAUCCCGACAGCUGUACAGCUGAUCGCAAGCAGCAGGGAUGACAUGGAUCUUGCAGUAACUGGCACGGAUUCUCAUGAAGAGGUUGGGCAAUUAUCGACGACGCGCAUCCGCGACACAUCCACUGCAGAAAGUUUAACUCAGCAGAAGGUCCUUGGGAUUGCUGCGGGAGCCUACCACAGCUUAGCUCUCACAGAGGAUGGGAGUGUUUGGUCGUGGGGUUAUAAUGCAUAUUGUCAGCUAGGGGGUGAUGGAAAGCAUAAUUCAGAACCGACAAGGGUUCUAUUUGAUGAUCACCGUGGGAGUACGCAGCAGCAGGAUGUACAGGUCGCCAGGGAAACUGCAUAUAGCAUUGCUGAGAAGGAGUUGGAGGGAGACCGUCUUUCUGGGGAAGAAGACCGUGCAGGAGCAACGAGUCUGGAGAAGCAGGAAGAGGCACAGGUCACGCUUGAUGAUAACCAGCUUGUUGUGAAGGCUUGCUCUUCGUCAACGGCGGUGGAACUGAGCGGUUCCAGCCAUGCUGAUCACUGCUGUCACGACUUUGGUACGGACUUGGGGGAAGAAGUGGAAACCGCGUUUCGAGGGAGUAGAGCUGGAUGCAGUGGUCAAAGUGACAAUGCUCAGAGUUCUUUGAGUGAGGAGCGAGUGAAUCGGGAAAAGGAUCGUAUUCAGAAGAUCGUAUCAGAACAUAGCGCACCGGACUCGAGCACCCAAGUCGGUGACCAGUCGUCCGCGUUGUGCGGUGACAAUCGCGAGAUUGGGGGUGGUCCACUAAGCAGCGGAAGUGGUGAAACGAGCAGUCCAGCUGCCGCAUCCCUGGGAAAGACAAAAAAGAGCGCUGUCAACAUCAAAACAAUCGCUGCAGGCGGGUUUAUGUCCUGCGCUGUGGACGAGUGCGGUGCACUCUGGGUCUGGGGGAACAGCCCAAGCAGCAAUGGUCAGGCAGCAGCAAACGCAAACCUGUCCGAAAGUGGGGAUUUGGGAGAGGGGCGAAAAGGGUUAACGUGCAUGAUGGUCAGAGAGAGACCAACUAGACUCAGUUUCUUCUCCGAACGGGUGGUGGUUAUGGUUGCUUGUGGGCAGGAGCAUGUCUUGAUGCUAGUGAAUCAUUCUGUUUCCGUCUCAGAGAGGCAAAGCCCAUCUAGAGAGGCAGAUGCGCUUGGCGUCAGCUCCUCGAGAGCUGUAAAGCAUGACACAGGGCAAUGUUUUGAAGGUUGUUCGCUUUACGCGUGGGGUGGAAACCAGCAUGGACAGCUUGGAGUCGGGGAUACGGAAAGUAGAUCCUUUCCUGUUAUGGUAAGCAAGCUGGCAGACAAAAGUGCAGGCACAGUCCGAACGUUUGCAUGUGGCGGAAACCACAGUGUUGUUGUCACGGGUGGGGCUGUACGCGGGGCGACUGUGCCAUCGAACUCUUGCUCUCGUGAAUUUGCGGAAGGAAGUCGUGUCAGGCAUUCCUCUGCAGCUAUGAAUGUAUCUGACGAUUGCAGCCAAGGAGAUUCCUUGGAGAUGGGCGAGGACAGAGUCGGUCCAGUGGAACCAGUGGGUGACAUAUGCUGGUCAUUCGGCCUUGGGGAGAAUGGGCAAUUAGGCCAUGGAACCACGGUGAGCAGUCCAUGGCCCACUCCUGUCCGCGGGCUGUCCCAAGUGGAAGGCAGGAUCACGGCCGUCGGGUGCGGCUUGUUCCACACGUGCGUCGUCGUGCAGGAAAGAGACGUGUGGGUAUGGGGUAUGGAGGCAGGCAUGGGUCUUUGUCCCGGCACAGGAGCUGGGGACUUUCUUGAACCUGUGCAGAUUCCGAAUGGGUUGUUUCACUUUGACGAGGUCGUGAAGGGGCGGAUAACAAGCGCUGCCUGCGGUGCUGCGCAUACAGUCGUCGUAAAGCAACAGCGAGCAUGGAAGUCGGCCGGGGAUGAGCUUUGGGCGUGGGGAAGGGGUCUGAAUGGGGUGCUUGGCAAUGGAGCGGAUGAUGAUUAUUACCGCCCUUGCCCUGUGGCCUGGCCACCACCGUCCCUUGCACCAGAGCCAGGUGAAACCCCAGGAUCAUUUGUCGGCGGCGUUGAGAAGGAAGCACAGAAGCCAGGGAUGACGGGAGCGGGACCGCAUGGGGACCCUGCUGCAAAAGAGCUGGUAAGCGAGAACGCACUGCUCAAAGCCAAGGUGACUGAACUGCGUAAAGAGCUUGCGGCUCUCUCUGUCGGAGUGUAUGGGGAAACAUCUGGAGACUCUUCUGUCUGGCUGUCGGAUUGGUUGCAAAGAGUCCGAUCCGUAUCGGAUAAAGAGCUCGACAGAUUGGUGGAUUUCUAUGGGGAAAUGCUGCGGCAUGCAGAAGAGGAAAGACUCCACCGGCGUGUAAAGAGAUGGAUGCAGGAGUUUAUGGCCACCGCAGAACGUCCCAGCUCAUCAUUGACGCAGUCACUUGCAAUGGGGUCGCCAGACAACAGAGGUAGGUACAGCGUCCCACCGACAAAUCGUCUCAAUUCGUGGCAAGGCAACAUUAUGGGCCUAAUUCAGGACGGAGGGGAAAAUGAAAGCAGGGAAUCCAUGGACUCACGAGGCGACUUCGCAGGAGCAUCAACUGUGCCACGACAAGGUGGUGUUGCAGUGGGUGAGGCAUUUCACCAAGCAAGAGAGUCAGCAUUCCCUGGUGUCCCACCCACUGCCACUGAUACUAUCAGAUGCAUGACUGAACCCAUGGGAGGCAUGACGAUUGAAAGAGGUAUAAACUCAGGGGCAAGAACCGAAGUGAGCGGAUACGUUUCCCUCCUUUCGGCUGAUGAGAAGGAAUCUCUUUCUUGGAAGAUGCAAAAACUCCAGAGGUUUUGACAUCCACCCUCCAUGCAUGCUUACCACCGAGACCCUCGAGAGUGUAGCUCUUAGAAGACGGGCUUGGGCGAUGAAACUCCCUCCAGAGGUUUUGAUAUGCCCACCAUGCGUACGCACUCAUUGUUGACACUCCUCAAAUCGUUAACUUCCAGAAGAGGGGCUUAGAGGAUGAGCGGUAACUGUGAAGCAGCAUCCGCAGGGGGAGAGAGAUGGCCCGUGGCCGAUGUAUGAGCCACGUGUUGGUGGCUUAAACCACCGGUACCUUUCAGGCUUUACCCGCUUGAAAUCUAUGACGCACGUGGCAACCAAGCAGGGGAGGGCCGCCGUUGAUAAAUCGAAUCGGCGGCCUGCUUUUCGUUUUGGGGCCUCCGGCACUGCCCGCGGGCGACAAAUCGGAAAGGUACUGGUCGUUUAAGCCCCCACCUUACACCAAACUCUCCAAUGGAAAAUUCUUCAUGGGGCCUUUGAACGCCAGAUUGGAUUGUGUAUUAAACCCCCUACACCUUUCCCAGGCAAAAAAACAAAGCCCGCCGGUAAAC